CUGCUGAGAGCUGAUAAUAAUCAUAUGUAGGCAGGCGUUUGGUUGUGGCGCUUAGAAAUGUCAGCGGUCGAGGCUUCGACUUCCUUCUCUUUCUUGUACAGACUGAGACCCGAAGGCCAAAAUUCUUCUUCACUCUUUCCCGUUGUCUCCUAGUAGUCGAUGACCCAGCAUAUCCACACAAAGGAGCUGUAGAGACGACUCUCUCUAUCUCUCUAUCUCUCUAUCUCUCUCGAUCGACUUUGUUCUCCUGAAUAAAACGAGUCCUUUUCUUUCUCCUCUGAAUUUUAGAGACCGUUUAAUUAUCCUAUGCUCCGGAGGGUAAACGGUUCAUUUGAAUCUGUUUCUGGGUUCUUUGAUAUGCUAAGUAUCUGGGUUAGCUUUGCUUUUUAUGGCUUUGGCUUAUCGAUGAAGGUACGGUUUUGAGGCUUUUGAGCUUUGCUGAUUCUUUUCGUCAGCUAGUUCACUUGGUUCAAAGGAUUAUGCUCUCAGGGUUUGGAUGUUGUUCUUUUUUGAGACGCCGCUUGUUCUCCGUGCUCUUCUCUUGGCUUAUUUACGGUAGAGCUGCUCGGAAGAUACCAUGACAGCCUAAUUCUGAGUCAAACCCGAUUCAGUUGAAGAAGUUCUUUUGGUUUCGUAGUUGGGCUUUUCUUAAGUGUGGUGAUUUUGCAUAGUUGAAUUUUUGGGUGGACCGUCUUCAGUUUACUUUCUCACAAUAUUUGAGAAAAGGAAGUCUUAAGGAUCCUGAAUUGUUGUCUUCAGAUCAGAAGUUUAGAGAAAAUUUUCCACCUUGUAUUCUGCUUUCCACUUAGCAGGAUCCAAGGAUACUUUAUCAUUUGAUGGGGAAUGAUGUUGCUGAAGUUGUACAACCACUACCAUGCUCUGAUGUUAAGGUGCAUCGUUUAAUGUGCAUGGAGCUGAUGAAAUUCGUUGAUAGAAUCUCUCAAGUAUUCCCAGACAUUGAAUCUGCUCGACCACGAUGCACACUGGGAAUUGAAGCCCUGUGCUCAAUAAACCUUGCAAUGGAGAAAGCCAAACUACUUAUUCAGCACUGUUCAGAAUCUAGCAGGCUAUACUUGGCAAUUACAGGGGAGGCCAUACUUGCAAGGUUUACAAGAGUACACAAUGAACUAGAACGAAGUUUAAGUCAUAUUGAAGAUAUGGUUCCAAUACUGUUGGCUGCACAGAUCUCUGGAAUCGUUGAUGAUCUUAGGGUUGCAAAAUUUACAUUGGAAUCCUCUGAAGAAGAGGCUGGGAGGGUUUUACUAGCACUGAUUCGGAAAGACAUAUCUACAUCAGAUUCAAUGGAACCAUCUGAGUUUGAGGCAUUUCAAUUUGCGGCUGCGAGACUGCAACUUACAUCCCCAAAAUCUCUAUUGAUAGAGAGAAGAGAUAUUAAGAAGCUAAUUGAUAAAUUUCAUGACACUGAGAAGACGAAGGAAAGGAUCUUGAAGUACCUCCUAUAUCUUGUGAAGAAAUAUGGCAAAUCAUAUGGGGGUGAGCAAAUGGAGAAUGCCAGUAGUGAUCAGUGUGAAAGUUCACUUACAAGCACAGACCAUGUACGCAAGCAUGUUGUAUGCAGUCAAUCUAUUGAGAAGAAAAUAGAUGUUAAAUAUGGACACUACAAGUCUCAAACUGAUACAUCUUGUACACCUCCUGAAGAAUUUAGAUGCCCAAUUUCUUCAAGGCUCAUGCAUGAUCCUGUUAUCAUUGCUUCCGGGCAGACAUUUGAAAGGGUGUGGAUAGAGAAGUGGUUCAAUGAGGGUAAUGACACAUGUCCAAAGACUCAAAAGAAGCUGCAGCACUUUUCUCUGACUCCAAACUCUGCACUGAAGGACCUUAUUUCUAAGUGGUGUAAAAGAAAUCGCAUCACAAUUCCUAACCUGCGUUCACAACCAAUUCCUGCAGCACUUUACCCGUGGAAAACUUCAUCUUCCAAUUCUAUCGCUAGCCUCGGAAGUUCUCUAAAUGAUGUACAUCUCAGAAUUGAUGUCAGCACUGUAUCCAUCGACUCUUCAGAUGCUAGUUAUUUUUCUGAUCCUUCAAAUGUUAAGAUCAGAGAUGAUUCAAGUUUUGUAUCCUCUCAGAUGAAUGGAAAUUCUCAUGAAUGCCAAUCUUUUGACAGUUUUAGCAGUGGGGAAAAUUCAGUGUGGCUAUCUAAACUUGCUGCACUUCCGUGGACAUCACAAUGCAAAGCUGUGGAAGACAUAAGAAACCAUUUCAAUGACAAUGAUCAAGCAUGUUAUUCUUUGUUAUCUGAUAGUUCUAUUGAUUCACUGUUUAGAUUUUUGAAGUAUGCACAUGAUGUUAGUGAUACAAAAGCACAAAGGGAUGGUGUUCAAGUACUUUUGGCAUUUCUAAGGAAGAGCAGUGAAAUACCAUCUUUAAGUGAAGAGAUGUUUCAUCUGUUGGCUGUUUUUCUCGAGUCUGAAGUUACUAAAGAAGCUCUAGCAAUUAUUGAAGUAUUAUCCAGCCACCAAUACUGGAAUUCCAAGAUUGUGAUGUCUGGUUCUCUUCCUUCCAUCCUAAAUAUUCUUGACAACCAAGUUAGAGAACUCCAUGCUCCUGCUGCUAGAAUAUUGUAUAAUUUGACCUUAAACAGAGACACUGGGUCCCGUGUUAUAUCCAUGGGGUGCAUCUGGAAGUUUAUUCCACUUUUGGGUGAUAGCUCACUUGCAGGGUAUUGCAUAAAAAUCCUGAGUAACUUGUGUGAAAUUCAAGCAGGAAGGGUUGCAAUUGCUGAAACCAAUGGAUGCUUAGCUUCUAUUACAGAACUACUUGAGACAGAAAGUCAAGAGGAACAAGAACAUGCAGUUGCUGUUCUCCUUUCUCUAUGUUCUCAACGGACUGAAUAUUGCCAGUUGGUCAUGGAUGAAGGCAUCAUCCCAUCUCUAGUUAAUAUAUCAGUAAAUGGGAAUAUUAGAGGGAAGGAAAGUGCAAUGGAAUUGCUUAGGAUCCUGAGAGAUGUAAGAUAUGACAAUCCUCUUGAAAGUUCACUUCCUCAUCCUGGACCUAUCCCUGAAUUCUCACAGGACUCUUGCAAGCGCUCCAAAGAAAAGAAACCAUCUUCGAAGGUUCGUUUUUUGGGAGGAAUACGGACAUUAUUCUCAAAACCCAGAACUGUAGCACUUCCUUGAGCUCUGAUACAUUGAAGAUCACAAAGUUCCAGGUACAGCUCUUUGCAUAUUUUGCAAGACCAACUUUCAUGCUUGUCCAGAGAUUAUGAGAAAGAUAAAGCUUGGUGUGUUGUGGGUGGAUAACUGCGUUGGUCUGUCAUGCUGACUUUGUACAUGUAAUUAUGCUUGGCUAUUUAUUUAUCUACGUUGUUUCAGCCAGUCUUGCUGGUUUUAUACCUCACAAGAAUGUACAGUUUUGUUGUAUUUAUGCGGGGAGGGGCUCUUAAAAUUAUGUAUCAAUUUUGAUGCUUUUGAUAUGAUUUGCUGCAUUUUUUUUCCA
Molecule: messenger RNA, 3453 nt
Organism: Nelumbo nucifera (sacred lotus)
Lineage: Eukaryota; Viridiplantae; Streptophyta; Magnoliopsida; Proteales; Nelumbonaceae
Product: ARM repeat superfamily protein
Biological process (GO): protein ubiquitination
Molecular function (GO): ubiquitin-protein transferase activity
Source: RefSeq, a predicted model, not a curated record